AUGUUAAAUCCUGAUCCUCGUAUUAAAGGGAGGCCCACCCCCAGCAGUGGGACAUUUAAAAGGGCUGAAUACAUAACUUUUGACAGUACAUCCAUUUUAUCGGAACAAAAAAUAUCCUGCACUGAUCUAGUGGCUAGCAAGUACGGCCGCGGAUCAGGAGGUCCUGUGUUCGAGUCCCGGGACGAACCAAGUUUAGUUAUUAGGUUUUCCUAUCAAGAAAUUCUCAGUAAGCAGUCCGAAAUUGGGAAGUUGGCGGUGUUUCAUGCCAUGCCCCGGAGAGCACGU
Messenger RNA from Brenthis ino (lesser marbled fritillary), 285 nucleotides. NCBI's taxonomy places the organism in Eukaryota, Metazoa, Arthropoda, Insecta, Lepidoptera, Nymphalidae. The record is from the annotation of a GenBank genome assembly.